CGCACAGCAGUUCAGUUGAACAAGUGGCGCGAAAUUAAAAGGUUCUAACUUCGCCUUAUCUACUGCACGUGUGUUUGAGUUUUCUCUAUAUUUUUCUAUUAGAUUUUGAUAAAUAUGUGGUUAGAAUUAGUUUUAUUGUUCUCUUUCGCGAUUUAUUUGUUUUAUAUAUGGGCCACGGUAAAUAAUGAUUUCUUCGUUAAACGCGGAAUUGCGUAUAAGAAGCCCGUAUUCAUGUUUGGUAACAUGUGGGAGUUGGUUUUAAGACGUAAAUCAAUAAUUGAUAUAGUUGUUGACUUAUAUAGUGAACACGAUGGGCAAGUCUAUGGCUUUUUCGAUCAACGACAACCGGUGCUCUUAAUACGAGAUCCCGAGUUGCUAAAACAGAUAACUGUCAAGGAUUUUGAUCAUUUUGUUAACCAUCGUACGGACUUUGGCGAUGAAAACGAUAAAAAUAAUCUCUUUGGUGCUUCAUUGUUUAUGAUGAAAGAUAGCCGUUGGAAAGAUAUGCGCAGUACUUUGAGCCCAGCUUUUACCGGCAGUAAAAUGCGACAAAUGUUUCAGUUAAUGAAUAAGGUCGCCAAUGAUGCUACGGCCUAUUUAAAGCAACAACAGAAAGAAAGUGCCAGUCAAGGCCUCGAAAUAGAUGUCAAAAAUUUCGUUACUCGAUACAGUAAUGACAUAAUUGCAUCGACUGCGUUCGGCUUAGAAGUAAAUUCGUUCGAAAAUAAUAAUAACGAAUUCUAUCUGAUGGGCAAGAAAGUGACUACUUUUACAUUUAUACAAAAUUUAAAAUUUUUCCUCUACGUGCACAUAGGAAAAUUAAUGAAGCUUCUAGGGAUCGGGCUAUUUGAUAAGAAGUCAACCGAAUACUUUAUGCAUUUGGUCUUGGAUGCGAUGAAAUAUCGUAAAGAAAAUCAUAUUAUAAGGCCAGAUAUGAUUAAUAUGCUAAUGGAGGCAAGAGGCAUGCUGAAAAGUGACAACUUGAAAUCACAUAAUCGCGAGUGGAGCGACAUCGAUAUUGUGGGGCAAUGCUUUUUAUUUUUCUUUGCUGGUUUCGAGACAGCUGCCUCGCUAAUAUGUUUGCUUGCCCAUGAGGUUAUGGAAAAUCCCGAUGUUCAAGAGAAACUCUUACAAGAAAUUCAGGAUGUCGAUCGUAAUUUGAAUGGCAAAGCCUUAACUUAUGAUGCAAUACUGAAUAUGCGUUACAUGGAUAUGGUUGUUUCUGAGACAUUACGCAAAUGGAGCGCAGCUCCUGUAAUGGAUCGGGUGUGUACCGAUGAUAUAACUUAUGAGCUGAAAACCGGUCAAAAGUUGGAAAUUAAAAAAGGUGACGCUCUUUGGAUACCAGCUAUUGGUAUACAUCGUGAUCCUCAAUAUUAUGAAAAUCCCAAUAAAUUUGAUCCCGAACGUUUUAGUGAGGAGAAUAAGGAUAAUAUAAAACCAUUUACAUAUUUACCUUUUGGGUUAGGCCCUAGAAAUUGUAUUGGUCGGUGAUUAAGUGACUGAUGGCCAGUCUAUCGUAUAUU
Molecule: messenger RNA, 1526 nt
Organism: Glossina fuscipes
Lineage: Eukaryota; Metazoa; Arthropoda; Insecta; Diptera; Glossinidae
Product: probable cytochrome P450 9f2
Exons: 3
Coding region: 115-1494 (459 amino acids)
Molecular function (GO): heme binding; oxidoreductase activity, acting on paired donors, with incorporation or reduction of molecular oxygen; iron ion binding
Source: RefSeq, a predicted model, not a curated record